UGGUCUCUGUUACAGGUGUAAAAUAAUGCUGACACCAUUAAAACCAAAAUCAUAGCCUAAAGUAUUCUUGAAAAAAUAAAAAAAAUGUAAAUAUAAAAUAAUUAUUAAAAGGAUUGUCUGCCUGUGAAGAGAAAAAGUAAGCAUAAAGUUUAUUUAAUAAAAGGUUUGAAUACAAACUCAUGUUCAACAUACACAAUUCAAAAAUACAUUAUUCUAACAACUUUGAAAAAUAUUGAUAUAAAUUAAAUAAAUUCAAUACAAUGGCCAACUUUUUUCAAUAUGAUCAAUGCAAUGAUGAUAUUAAAGUGCAAGAGAAUAAAAAAAGGUCUUCGGCUUUAUCGAAGUUUGAAAUGAACGAAUGGACUUUCAGCGUAUGCCUUUUUUUAAUAUCAUCAGCAAUAGUGCUCGGAAAAAUCUACCUCCUCUAUGGACAGCCUCUAAUAAUCAAAAAUAAUUACAUAAUAUCGAAAGAAUUAUAUUUUUCUAAUUUUCAAGAUGUCUUCUUACUGCCAAAUGAUGUUAUAUCUCAUACUAGAGAUGUUUUCCAAAAAAAUAAAUGGUUUUUUAAAGCCCUCUGCAGUGGACUUGGAGUCACAGCAUUCACUUGGUUCAUUAUUUAUAAAGAUAGUUAUAUUCCUGGAAUUAAUCCCCCAUCGCCAUUUAGCCCUUCUAAAAAAAAAAUCAGACAUUGUGAUGAAUCAAAAGUUCCCUUAAAUUACUUAAUGGGUAUAGUAAAUGGAGUUCUUAUAUUUAUAUACAUGUGUCUUUGAUAUGACAGCACGAAAACAAAUAUUCAUCAUGACUUAAAUUAUUUACUUAUUAUUGUUAUGCUUAUUAUUUUAUUUAAUAUUCAAUAUUAAUUAUAUAUAAUAUAUUCGUGUAAUUGUGUACUCGAUUUAUA
Molecule: messenger RNA, 901 nt
Organism: Chelonus insularis
Lineage: Eukaryota; Metazoa; Arthropoda; Insecta; Hymenoptera; Braconidae
Product: ADP-ribosylation factor-like protein 6-interacting protein 6
Exons: 4
Coding region: 261-770 (169 amino acids)
Source: RefSeq, a predicted model, not a curated record